This is a messenger RNA of Hordeum vulgare subsp. vulgare (domesticated barley), 981 nucleotides long. RefSeq lists its product as uncharacterized. The transcript has 2 exons. The coding region runs from base 207 to 854 and encodes 215 amino acids. The record is from RefSeq and is a predicted model, not a curated record. Lineage: Eukaryota; Viridiplantae; Streptophyta; Magnoliopsida; Poales; Poaceae.
GCCAUGCAUAUCCCACAAUUCUCUCUCCGUCCGUUCUCCUUUCCAUUUCCACCGCCGUUAUCCAUCCAGCCCAUCGCCUCCUGGCUCCCCGCGAUCUUCUUGCGUAAUAUAAACAGGACCAAGAUGGGCGCCUCUUCCACCCGUGGCGAUAUCACACUCCGCAUUUCGUUGCCUGCUUGGUUCAUGUGUCAUUAGGCCCAGGUUUCAUGGGGGAGCACCGUGUAGGCGAACGACGUCGAGGAGGUGAAGGCGUGAUCGUCGGCGCCGGCGGCAGCGGGGACGACUCGGCGUCCGAGUCGAUGGCUGCCAGCUUUGAUUCCGGCGCGUCCAGCGGAUCGCUGUGCUCGUCGAUCAUGUCCAGCCUGACAGACGACGACGACGACGCCGAGUCUUCCCCGGUGGCGGGUGAUCCUACGUCGUCUUCAUCGUCAUCGCCGUCGGAUGCGAUGCAGCUGGAAGGGGACGGCGGCGGGCCACUCUACGAGCUGUCGCCGCUGCUGGCGCACCUUCCCGUCAGGACAGGGCUGUCUAAGUACUACAAAGGGAAGUCCCAGUCCUUCACAUCUCUGUCCGACGUCAAAUGCUUGCAAGAUCUCGCAAAGAAGACCACCGCCCGCGUCUGCAGGAAGGCGAGCCGCUCAUCGAUUUCGCUUCAUGCUCCAGGACCUUUCAGCAAGACGAUAGCGAAGAAGUUGGCGCCCAUGGGUUCUUCGGGCCGGGGGCCGUCAAGAGCAUGGAGCAGGGGCCUUUCUCUCAGAAGCGGUAAACCACCUGCUUACCAGAGCAAGAAAGAGUUGUGCAGUAGACAUGAUAUGCUAGCUAAAGGUGAUGCAAGGUUUUGUAACAUGGGAUGAGAUAAGAUCUACCAGAGAUGCAGUCACCGGAGACAAAAAGAAUACUUCCGCAUUAAGUGUCUUUGUUUGCUAGUAGAGCUUUCUGCAAUUGAAGCUCUUGGAAGCAAAUUUUGCUUCCAUUUUCACC